AAUGAUUUGCGGCGGCUGCAGCUCCUGGUAGGGAGGCGGGCGGGCAGCGGCGAGCCCCAGGCAGCCUCGGCGCUUAUCUGGUCCGCGGAGCGAGGCAGGCGCGGUGGGCAGGGUCUUGGGGGAGCCGGGAGCUUAUAAGCGGGCAGGCGCUCUGGACGGGGACGGCGGCGGCUUGUGCCAAGAUGCCUCCAGCAGCGCCGAGCGUCCUGCUGCUGCUGCUGCUGCUGCUCCUCGGGUCGGCGCUCGCCUUGGAUGCCCCUCCGGUGCCCGGCAAUUACUCGGCGACGGAGGAGGGAGCCCGCCAGUUCGCCACGGACUAUAACAGCACCGGGGAAACCGUCUUCUUCGAAAGCGUCUCUGCCAGCUGGAACUACAACACCAACCUGACGGACUUUAACGCCCAGCAGCAGGUAGCAGCCUCUUUGAUGGAGCAAGAAUUCACUGAGGUUUGGGGGAAGACAGCAAAGGAUAACUUUGGCCACAUCUGGCAGAAUUUCAGUGAUUCUCAGCUAAAGAAAACCAUCAGUUCCAUCCAGACCCUGGGGCCCUCCAAUUUACCCAUGGAAAAGCGGCACAAGUACAACACUAUCUUGAGUGAGAUGGACAACAUCUAUUCCACUGCCAAAGUGUGCCUACCAAACCAGAACUCCAGCUGCUGGUCUCUAGAACCAGAGAUAACAGACAUCAUGGCCUCCUCUCGCAGUUACAGGAAACUGCUCUAUGCCUGGGAAGGGUGGCACAAUGAAGCCGGCAAUCCUCUGAGACCCAAGUAUGAGGAAUUUGUUGUACUAAGCAAUGAAGCCUACAGAAUGGAUGGCUUCAAGGAUACUGGAGCCUACUGGCGUUCCUGGUAUGAUUCACCCACUUUUGAGGAUGAUCUGGAGCAACUCUAUCAUCAGCUGGAGCCACUCUAUCUAAAUCUGCAUGCUUUUGUCAGGAGGAAACUGUACGAGCGAUAUGGCCCUAAGUACAUCAAUCUGAAAGGCCCCAUUCCAGCUCACUUACUGGGUAACAUGUGGGCCCAGCAAUGGAACAACAUUUACAAUAUGAUGAUCCCUUUCUCAAACAAGCCCAGUCUAGAUGUCACCAACGCCAUGAGGCAGCAAAAUUGGAACGUAACACGCAUGUUCCGGGAGGCGGAUGAGUUCUUCGCCUCGCUUGGCAUGAUUAGAAUGCCACCUGAAUUCUGGGAGAGUUCCAUGCUGGAGAAGCCAACAGAUGGGCGGGAGGUGGUGUGCCAUGCAUCGGCAUGGGACUUCUACAACCGCAAAGACUUCAGGAUAAAGCAGUGCACAACUAUCACCAUGGAGCAGCUCUUCACAGUACACCAUGAGAUGGGUCAUGUUGAGUACUACCUGCAAUAUAAGGAGCAACCCAUAACCUUCCGCAGUGGAGCCAACCCUGGCUUUCAUGAAGCCAUCGGGGAUGUCAUGAGCUUGUCUGUCUCCACCCCCACCCACCUCAAGAAAAUUGGGUUGCUCAGCCAAGUUACUCAGGAUACAGAGAGCGAUAUCAACUACCUAUUGAAAAUGGCUCUGGAGAAGAUCGCCUUCCUGCCCUUUGGUUACCUGAUAGAUCAGUGGCGAUGGAACGUCUUCAGUGGGCGCACUCCUCCCAAUCGCUACAACUAUGACUGGUGGUACCUGAGAACAAAAUACCAGGGAAUUUGCCCUCCUAUUGCAAGAGAUGAAACCAACUUUGACCCCGGUGCUAAAUUUCAUAUCCCUGGCAACACACCUUACAUCAGGUACUUUGUCAGUUUCAUCCUGCAAUUCCAGUUCCACAAGGCCCUUUGCCAAGCUGCCAACCACACUGGCGAUCUUCAUACCUGUGACAUCUACCAAUCUAAAGAAGCUGGACAGAAGCUCAGUGAGGCACUGAGGACUGGAUCUUCCCAGCCCUGGCAGGAUAUUCUCCAACAACUCACUGGCACAAAUAAGAUGGAUGCUACGGCACUGCUGGAAUAUUUCAGCCCUGUUACUCUGUGGCUGCAAGAGCAGAACAGGCGAACCAAUGAAACGCUGGGCUGGCCAGACUUUGAGUGGCGUCCCCCCAUCCCAGAGGGCUACCCAGAAGGCCUUGAUAAAAUAACUGAUGAAACAGCGGCCAAAACAUUCUUGGCAGAGUACAACAGCACAGCCGAAGUGGUCUGGAAUGCUUACACAGAGGCCUCUUGGACGUACAACACCAACAUCACAGAGAACAACAGGCAGAUCAUGUUAGAAAAGAACAUGGAAAUGUCAAACCACACCUUGCGGUAUGGACUCCAGGCUCGGGCGUUUGAUCCCACUGAUUUCAAGGACCCCAGUAUAAAACGUAUUCUGAAGAAACUGAGUGACAUAGAGCGGGCAGCUCUACCUGAAGCAGAGCUGAGGGAGUAUAAUCAGCUCCUCUCAGACAUGGAGACAAUUUACAGCGUAGCCAAAGUCUGUUCAGGAAACACAGGUUGCAAGGCGUUGGAUCCGGAACUCACAGACAUCAUGGCCAAGUCAAGAGACUACGAUGUGCUCCUUAAUGCUUGGAAAGACUGGCGGAAUAUGUCAGGGAAGAAAAUCCGAACCAUGUACAAGAGAUAUGUGGAGUUGAGCAAUACGGCUGCCAUUCUGAACGGUCAUACUGACAAUGGUGCUUUCUGGAGAUCCCUGUAUGAAACACCGACUGUUGAAGCAGAUCUGGAGAACAUCUGGAACCAGCUUCAACCAUUGUACCUCAAUCUGCAUGCUUAUGUCCGUCGGGCUCUCUACAAGAAGUACGGGGCAAGCCACAUCAAUCUGAAGGGCCCUAUGCCAGCUCAUUUGCUCGGAAACAUGUGGGCACAAUCAUGGGCAAAUAUUUAUGAACUUGCCACACCUUUCCCCAAUGCAACCAAAAUCGAUGCCACGCCAGCCAUGAAACACCAGGGCUGGACCGCAAAGAAGAUGUUUGAGCAGUCUGACCAUUUCUUCCAGUCCCUGGGGCUCAUCCCUAUGCCACCUGAGUUCUGGGGAAAGUCCAUGCUGGAGAAGCCAGCAGACGGGAGGGAUGUGGUAUGCCAUGCCUCUGCCUGGGACUUCUACAACCGCAAGGACUUCAGGAUUAAGCAAUGCACUGUCGUGAAUAUGGAUGAUUUAAUAACAGUUCAUCAUGAAAUGGGCCAUGUCCAGUACUUUCUGCAGUACAAGGACCAACCCAUCUCAUUUCGCGAUGGGGCCAACCCAGGAUUCCAUGAAGCCAUCGGAGAUGUCAUGGCCUUAUCAGUGUCAACCCCACAGCACCUAUAUAACAUCAAGCUGCUAGAUCAGGUGGAAGACAAUCCACAGAGUGACAUCAACUUUCUGAUGAGCAUUGCACUGGAUAAGAUUGCCUUCCUGCCCUUUGGCUACCUAAUGGACCAGUGGAGAUGGAAAGUGUUUGAUGGGCGCAUUCCAUAUGAGGAGUACAAUCAACAGUGGUGGAAUCUUAGAUUGAAGUACCAAGGUUUAUGUCCUCCUGUGCCAAGAUCAGAAGAAGAUUUUGACCCAGGGGCCAAAUUCCAUAUUCCUGCAAAUGUCCCAUAUGUCAGAUACUUUGUCAGUUUCAUUAUCCAGUUUCAGUUCCAACAAGCUUUGUGCAAAGUUGCCGGCCACACAGGACCCUUGCACAAGUGUGACAUCUACCAGUCUAAGGAAGCGGGAAAAAUCCUGGGGAAUGCCAUGACGUUGGGCUACAGCAAGCCCUGGCCUGAAGCCAUGCAACUUAUCACAGGGCAACCCAACAUGUCGGCUGAGGCUUUGCUGACCUACUUUCAGCCGCUGACAGACUGGCUCAUUAAGGAGAACAAGCAAAAUGGGGACACUGUGGGCUGGCCGGAAUACACCUGGAUGCCCAAUACGGGCCAAGUGCAAGCAAACGACAGAGUCAAUUUCCUUGGGAUGUCGUUGAGCAGCAGCGAUGCCACAGCUGGCCAGUGGACCUUGCUUCUCAUUGCGCUCUUCCUCCUCAUUGCAACGCUAGUCUUGGGGGCCAAAUGCAUCCAGGCCAGGAGAGGGGGCAAAACUGGCUUGGAAAUGGAGCUGAAAUAAGUUGGAUGUUUUUAAACUCUCUCCUGCCAUGCCUCCAUGUGAGUGUGCAAAGAGGGUGAGUGUGUGUGUGUUGGGGUGCAACAAAGAGGGGGGGUGCUGAUUCUAAUGAGAGAGUGAGCGUGUGCAUGUGUAUUCAUAAGUGUUCAAUGGACAUGAACAGAAAUGCAGAUCAGCUGUGUGUCUGUGAAACGUGUAAUGGUUGUGUUUAUUUACCCAUAGGUCCGGUGAGAAUGUGAGUGCUGAGAGAGUGGAUGUUUGUGUGCAUAUAUGCACAAUGCAUGCCUGUGUACAAGAGUUCUCUGACUAAUGUGUAUGCACCUAUGGGUCAUGUGGGUACAUGUACAUGCAUGUAUCUAUGUGUGGCCCAAUUUUCAAGGCCUACUUCAGGUGUGGGCAACUUACUCUGUGCAUGUGCUCACUGAUCCAGCUUGUAUGUCUGUUCCUGUGAGGAGGCAGCCUUGUACAAACAGGGCAGUUGUGCCAACAAAGGCAUAGGACUCUUUCUUCUAACUAGUUCAUCAAACCUUUUGAUUAUGCAAGAGCCAAAGCAAAAAACAAAACAAAACACCUUAUUUAUUGUAAAUAUCUGGAUUCUUGAAAGGAGAACAAGGAAGAAAAGGAAUGAAGAAUGGAGCCACGAGAUCCAUUUUGGUCAGGGGAUUGACUGGACUGCUUAAAUCAAUGUGGACUCUAUGGGUUUCCUAAAGUUUGCAUAUAUUGAUUUGAGGAGCAGAUGAAUUCUGCACAGAUUGCUGCAGUUCUCGCAGGUGACAACGUUAUGCAGCAGAUGCUGUGUUGGUUUUUUCCAAAAAUUGGAGAGACAUGCGUUUUGCAUCAGGCAGUUUUUAAAAAGCUGUUUGGUACAUGGGCGGCAAUUAAAAUGAGCCACAGUCUCCACGAA
Rhineura floridana is the source of this 4941-nucleotide messenger RNA. It is a transcript of the gene ACE, whose product is annotated as angiotensin I converting enzyme. Gene Ontology annotation, cellular component: plasma membrane. The transcript is spliced from 25 exons. Gene Ontology annotation, biological process: proteolysis. The record is from RefSeq and is a predicted model, not a curated record. The coding region runs from base 183 to 4040 and encodes 1285 amino acids. Gene Ontology annotation, molecular function: metallopeptidase activity; peptidyl-dipeptidase activity. Lineage: Eukaryota; Metazoa; Chordata; Lepidosauria; Squamata; Rhineuridae.